AUGUCAGCGGGAGGAGGAAGAGAUACGGAGGUUGCUGCAGGAAAACAUGUCAUUGCAAGACAGUCUCAUCUAGUAACCUUCAAGGGUUGUGACCCUACAGCCCUAGCAGCUAGCCAGCCCGCUAGCUUUCUGUCCUCUGAACCCUUCACGCUGGAGGAUGGGACAUCAUGGCAGGUCGUCCUCUAUCCAGGAGGAACGCAGACAGACAGCUUGUGGGUUCCAGGGGGAAAGAAUAACAGCUUCAUGGGAUCGACUUACUCCCGGCGGGGGAGGACCGCAGUGUACCUGCGCUACCUGCCGGAGGCAACGCAGGAGGAGGAGGGAGUGGAUUGCUGCUUCACCCUCUGCAUCUUGGGGCGUCAAACGUCUGGCCCGAGAUUUGACGUGGCGUUCGACUGCGGGAUGAGGUUCUGCGGGGAAAAUUUUGCCGACAGCUCCAGCGGAAUGGCAAACGACUGGGGUGCGCACGUGCUCCCCCAGGAGAGGAUUGGCGACUUCGUGGACGAGGAAGGCGUCUUGUCUGUCAUGGUGAACAUCACCAACUUUGGGAGAGUGCAGUUGAGUCAGGGAGAUGAGAGCAACGGGGGCCUGGUGAAGAAGGUCGGAAGCCUGUUGAUGUUGUACGCCACAGCUGGGGCGUCCGAUGGGUUCAGGAGGAGGAAUGGGAUCUUCUGGGAGUGGCCAGAGGAUGUCCGCAAGUCUUUGAGAUGCGGGCAGGUGUUCGUUCCUUCCCUGGGAAUCGGGCGAGCAGACUGGAGGAGGAGGAGGGACGAGCUGUUCUUGAAGGGGGUGUAUCCCGGGUUGGAGUACCGCAUCAUGGGGAUGGAAGACGCGGAGGACGGUACAAUGAUCUUCAGCGCAUCCUCGUCGAAGAACCCGAUCCUCAAGGUACGUCCAAUCUAUGCGGUCAGGAAGGACUUGGACAGGAGUUGGCCUGUGCGAGUGAGCAUGGGAGAAAUUCCUGUUGCUGUGACACAAGCCAUGUACAACACGGCGACCCUUAUAAUCGUCACGAUGGCCUCGCUUGGUCUGCUCAUGUCUGGCCUCAUAGCCCGAGAGGCCAUCUCCCUGUACAAGAUCCCUUCACGCAGCAUGGAGCCGACGAUCAUGGCUGGAGAUCUGCUGGUGGUCGAGAAGGUGAAGCCCCUGCUGCUCACUGCUGAGGAUGACGGGGAUCAGAUGACAGCGCGACUCGGAGUGCCACUCAAGAGGAACGAGAUCAUCCUCUUCUCCCCUCCGGAGGAACUUGAGAGGAUUGUUCGAUCCAACGGAGGAAGACUGCGAGGAGGCGACUUGUUUGUGAAGAGAGUGGCGGGGCUCCCUCAUGAGAGCUUCAAGGUGUCGGGGGAUGGAAGGGUUUUGUUGGACGGAAAAUCUUCAGAGUCGCUGCUUGCAGAGCGGAAGAACCUUUGCGAGCCCGACAAGAGGACUGGGGAGGCGACCUCCUCGAGAAUUCUUCCAAAGGAAGGAGUAAUCCCUGACAAGUCCCUCCUGGUCCUUGGAGACUGCAAGGCUGUCUCCGUUGACUCGCGAGUUUGGGGGCCACUGGACGCUUCGAAGGUCAAGGGACGUCCUCUCCUGAGGCUCUGGCCCCCUGAGAGGUUCGGGAUGAUCGAGUAG
This is a messenger RNA of Guillardia theta CCMP2712, 1620 nucleotides long. RefSeq lists its product as hypothetical. The transcript is spliced from 8 exons. Gene Ontology annotation, molecular function: serine-type endopeptidase activity. Gene Ontology annotation, cellular component: membrane. Bases 1 to 1620 code for a protein of 539 amino acids. Lineage: Eukaryota; Cryptophyceae; Pyrenomonadales; Geminigeraceae. The record is from RefSeq and is a predicted model, not a curated record.